AUGGCGGUCUGGCCCCUCAGACGGAGUCCGGGGUCUUUCGGGGGGCGCCUCACCCCCUCCCUUCCCCGUCAGGGUCAGAAAGUCAAAGAAGGUGGAGAGACCCAGACGGCUGAUUUACACUGGCCGCCAGCAGGAGCCCGCGCUGGGCGUCCGGGCCGGGGCGACAGGGCCCAGACAACCACCUCAGGAAACGAGCAGAUGAAACGGGGGAGGGUCGUGCAGCCCCUCAACAACGCUGCCCAGGCCGCGGCGGGGCCGGGGGGCGCAAGAGGGGCAUCUCUGAAAAGGAAUUUUGACACACUGGAGGCGGCAGCGGCCGGAGGGCGACUGGCGGGGCGCACCGGCCGCCGUGGACUCGGGACGCUUCCCCUCGCCAGGGACCCUUCGCUGACUUCCCUCGGCCGCACCGCCCCGCGGGGAGCCGGCGGGACCCCCCGGCCGGCAGGGAGCGCCGGCGGCGGCCGCGGCACCAUGAGGCGGCUGUGGGGCGCGCUGCUGCUUGGCGCCCUGCUCUGCGCGCACGGCCUGGCCAGCAGCCCCGAGUGUGCCUGUGGCCGGAGCCACUUCACGUGUGCCGUGAGUGCCCUUGGCGAAUGUACCUGCAUCCCCGCCCAAUGGCAGUGCGACGGAGACAAUGACUGUGGGGACCACAGCGAUGAGGAUGGAUGUAUGCUGCCCACCUGCUCCCCUCUUGACUUUCACUGUGACAACGGCAAGUGCAUCCGGCGCUCCUGGGUGUGCGACGGGGACAACGACUGUGAGGAUGACUCGGACGAGCAGGACUGUCCCCCCCGCGAGUGUGAGGAGGACGAGUUCCCUUGCCAGAAUGGCUACUGCAUCCGGAGCCUGUGGCACUGCGAUGGUGACAAUGACUGUGGUGACAACAGCGAUGAGCAGUGUGACAUGCGCAAGUGCUCUGACAAGGAGUUCCGCUGCAGCGAUGGCAGCUGUAUAGCCGAGCACUGGUACUGCGAUGGUGACACAGACUGCAAAGAUGGCUCCGACGAGGAGAACUGCCCCUCGGCAGUGCCAGCGCCCCCCUGUAACCUGGAGGAGUUCCAGUGCGCCUACGGCCGCUGUAUCCUCGACAUCUACCACUGUGACGGUGAUGAUGACUGUGGAGACUGGUCGGACGAGUCUGACUGCUCCUCCCACCAGCCCUGCCGCUCUGGGGAGUUCAUGUGUGACAGUGGCCUGUGCCUCAACAUGGGCUGGCGCUGCGAUGGUGACGCGGACUGCGACGACCAGUCUGAUGAACGCAACUGCACCACCUCGGUGUGCACAGCAGAGCAGUUCCGCUGUCGGUCAGGCCGCUGCAUCCGCCUGUCGUGGCGCUGUGAUGGGGAGGUCGACUGCGCAGACAACAGUGAUGAAGAGAACUGUGAGAACACAGGAAGCCCCCAGUGUGCCUCGGACCAGUUCCUGUGUUGGAACGGGCGCUGCAUUGGGCAGAGGAAGCUGUGCAACGGGGUCAAUGACUGCGGUGACAACAGCGACGAAAGCCCACAGCAGAGCUGCCGGCCCCGGACUGGUGAGGAGAGCUGCAGUGUUAACAACGGCGGCUGUGCCCAGAAGUGCCAGAUGUUGCGGGGAGCAGUGCAGUGUACCUGCCACACAGGCUACAGGCUCAUGGAGGAUGGGCGCACGUGCCACGAUGUGAAUGAAUGUGCCGAAGAGGGGUAUUGCAGCCAGGGCUGCACCAACAGUGAAGGGGCUUUCCAGUGCUGGUGUGAAGCAGGCUAUGAGCUACGGCCCGACCGCCGCAGCUGCAAGGCGCUGGGGCCGGAGCCUGUGCUACUGUUUGCCAAUCGCAUCGACAUCCGGCAGGUGCUGCCGCACCGCUCCGAGUACACCCUGCUGCUCAACAACCUGGAGAAUGCCAUCGCCCUUGAUUUCCAUCACCGGCGUGAGCUUGUCUUCUGGUCGGAUGUCACCCUGGACCGGAUCCUCCGUGCCAACCUCAACGGCAGCAAUGUGGAGGAGGUUGUGUCUACUGGGCUGGAGAGCCCAGGGGGCCUGGCUGUGGAUUGGGUUCACGACAAACUCUACUGGACCGACUCGGGGACGUCACGGAUCGAGGUGGCCAACCUGGAUGGGGCCCACAGGAAGGUGCUGCUGUGGCAGAACCUCGAGAAGCCUCGGGCCAUUGCCUUACACCCCAUGGAGGGUACCAUUUACUGGACAGACUGGGGCAACACGCCCCGCAUUGAGGCUUCCAGCAUGGACGGCUCUGGACGCCGCAUCAUCGCCGAUACCCAUCUCUUCUGGCCCAAUGGCCUCACCAUCGAUUAUGCCGGGCGCCGGAUGUACUGGGUGGAUGCCAAGCACCACGUCAUCGAGAGGGCCAAUCUGGAUGGGAGUCACCGCAAGGCUGUCAUCAGCCAAGGCCUCCCGCAUCCCUUUGCCAUCACGGUGUUUGAAGACAGCCUGUACUGGACAGACUGGCACACCAAGAGCAUCAAUAGUGCUAACAAAUUUACUGGGAAGAACCAGGAAAUCAUUCGAAACAAACUCCACUUCCCCAUGGACAUUCACACCUUGCACCCCCAGCGCCAGCCAGCAGGGAAAAACCGCUGUGGGGAAAACAACGGAGGCUGCACUCACCUGUGUCUGCCCAGUGGCCAGAACUACACCUGUGCCUGCCCCACUGGCUUCCGCAAGAUCAGCAGCCACGCCUGUGCCCAGAGUCUUGACAAGUUCCUGCUUUUUGCCCGAAGGAUGGACAUCCGUCGGAUCAGCUUUGACACAGAGGACCUGUCCGACGAUGUCAUCCCACUGGCUGACGUGCGCAGUGCUGUGGCCCUUGACUGGGACUCCCGGGAUGACCACGUGUACUGGACAGAUGUCAGCACUGACACCAUCAGCAGGGCCAAGUGGGAUGGAACAGGACAGGAGGUGGUAGUGGAUACCAGUUUGGAGAGCCCUGCCGGCCUGGCCAUUGAUUGGGUCACCAACAAACUGUACUGGACAGAUGCAGGUACAGACCGGAUUGAAGUGGCCAACACAGAUGGCAGCAUGAGGACAGUACUCAUCUGGGAGAACCUUGAUCGUCCUCGGGACAUUGUGGUGGAACCCAUGGGCGGGUACAUGUACUGGACUGACUGGGGUGCAAGCCCCAAGAUUGAACGAGCUGGCAUGGAUGCCUCGGGCCGCCAGGUCAUCAUCUCUUCUAAUCUGACUUGGCCUAAUGGAUUAGCCAUUGACUAUGGGUCUCAGCGGCUGUACUGGGCUGAUGCUGGCAUGAAGACCAUUGAAUUUGCUGGACUAGAUGGCAGCAAGAGGAAGGUGCUGAUCGGAAGCCAGCUCCCCCAUCCAUUUGGACUGACCCUCUAUGGAGAGCGCAUCUAUUGGACAGACUGGCAGACCAAGAGUAUACAAAGUGCUGACCGGCUGACAGGACUAGACAGGGAGACCCUGCAGGAGAACUUGGAGAACCUGAUGGACAUCCACGUUUUCCAUCGCCGGCGGCCUCCAGUGUCUACACCGUGCGCUGUGGAGAACGGUGGCUGCAGCCACCUGUGUCUUCGGUCCCCAAAUCCAAAUGGCUUUAGCUGUACUUGCCCCACAGGCAUCAACCUGCUUCCUGAUGGCAAGACCUGUUCACCAGGCAUGAACAGUUUCCUCAUCUUCGCCAGGAGGAUAGACAUACGCAUGGUCUCCCUGGACAUCCCUUAUUUUGCUGAUGUGGUGGUACCCAUCAACAUGACCAUGAAGAACACCAUUGCCAUUGGAGUGGACCCCCAGGAAGGAAAAGUGUACUGGUCUGACAGCACGCUGCACAGGAUCAGCCGUGCCAGCCUGGAUGGUUCACAGCACGAGGACAUCAUCACCACAGGGCUACAGACUACAGAUGGGCUCGCGGUGGAUGCCAUUGGCCGGAAGGUGUAUUGGACAGACACGGGAACAAACCGGAUUGAAGUGGGCAACCUGGACGGGUCCAUGCGGAAAGUGUUGGUGUGGCAGAACCUUGACAGUCCCCGGGCCAUUGUACUAUACCACGAGAUGGGGUUCAUGUACUGGACAGACUGGGGGGAGAACGCCAAGUUAGAGCGGUCUGGAAUGGAUGGCUCAGACCGCACUGUGCUUAUCAACAACAACCUAGGAUGGCCCAAUGGACUGACAGUGGACAAGACCAGUUCCCAACUGCUAUGGGCUGAUGCUCACACUGAGCGAAUUGAGGCUGCUGACCUAAAUGGUGCCAAUCGGCACACACUGGUGUCACCAGUGCAGCACCCGUAUGGCCUGACCCUGCUUGACUCCUACAUCUACUGGACUGACUGGCAGACCCGUAGCAUCCAUCGUGCUGACAAGGGCACUGGCAGCAAUGUCAUCCUGGUGAGGUCCAACCUGCCAGGCCUCAUGGACAUCCAGGCUGUGGAUCGGGCACAGCCACUGGGUUUUAACAAGUGCGGCUCGAGAAACGGCGGCUGCUCCCACCUCUGCUUGCCUCGGCCUUUGGGCUUCUCCUGCGCCUGCCCCACUGGCAUCCAGCUGAAGGGAGAUGGGAAGUCCUGUGAUCCCUCUCCUGAGACCUACCUGCUCUUCUCCAGCCGUGGCUCCAUCCGGCGUAUCUCACUGGACACCAGUGACCACACAGACGUGCAUGUCCCUGUCCCUGAGCUCAACAAUGUCAUCUCCCUGGACUAUGACAGUGUGGAUGGAAAGGUCUAUUACACAGAUGUGUUCCUGGAUGUCAUCAGGCGAGCAGACCUGAAUGGCAGCAACAUGGAGACAGUGAUUGGGCGUGGGCUGAAGACCACUGAUGGGCUGGCAGUGGACUGGGUGGCCAGAAACUUGUAUUGGACGGACACCGGUCGAAAUACCAUUGAGGCCUCAAGACUAGAUGGUUCCUGCCGCAAAGUGCUGAUCAACAACAGCCUGGAUGAGCCCCGGGCCAUUGCCGUCUUCCCCAGGAAGGGGUACCUCUUCUGGACAGACUGGGGCCACAUCGCCAAGAUUGAACGGGCACACCUGGAUGGCUCUGAGCGGAAGGUCCUCAUCAACACAGACCUGGGUUGGCCCAAUGGCCUUACCCUGGACUACGAUACCCGCAGGAUCUACUGGGUAGAUGCACAUCUGGACCGGAUUGAGAGUGCUGACCUUAAUGGGAAGCUACGGCAGGUCCUGGUCAGCCAUGUGUCCCACCCCUUUGCCCUCACACAGCAGGACAGGUGGAUCUACUGGACAGACUGGCAGACCAAGUCAAUCCAGCGUGUUGACAAGUACUCAGGCCGCAGCAAGGAGACGGUGUUGGCAAAUGUGGAAGGACUCAUGGACAUCAUCGUGGUCUCCCCUCAACGGCAGACUGGGACCAAUGCCUGUGGGGUGAACAAUGGUGGCUGCACCCACCUCUGCUUUGCCAGAGCCUCAGACUUCGUGUGUGCCUGUCCUGAUGAGCCUGAUGGGCGGCCCUGCUCCCUUGUACCUGGCCUGGUGCCACCAGCCCCUAGAGCCACCAGCUUCAGUGAAAAGAGCCCUGUGCUACCCAACACAACGCCUUCCACCUUGCAUUCUUCUACUGCCCGGACCCGCACAUCUCUGGAGGAGGCUGAAGGAAGAUGCUCUGAAAGGGAUGCCCAGCUGGGCCUCUGUGCGCAUUCCAAUGAGGCCAUACCUGCUGUUCCAGGGGAAGGACUUCAUAUCAGCUACGCCAUCGGUGGACUGCUCAGUGUUCUGCUGAUGUUGGUGGUGAUCGCAGCUUUGAUGCUGUACAGACACAAAAAAUCCAAGUUCACUGAUCCUGGAAUGGGGAACCUGACCUACAGCAACCCCUCAUACCGAACUUCUACUCAAGAAGUGAAAAUUGAAGCGGUCCCGAAGCCGGCCAUGUACAAUCAACUGUGCUAUAAGAAAGAGGGAGGGCCUGACCAUAACUACACCAAGGAGAAGAUCAAGAUCGUAGAGGGAAUCUGUCUCCUGUCGGGGGACGAUGCUGAGUGGGAUGACCUCAAGCAGCUGCGCAGCUCCCGGGGGGGCCUUCUCCGGGAUCACGUGUGCAUGAAGACAGACACGGUGUCCAUCCAGGCCAGCUCUGGCUCUCUGGAUGACACGGAAACAGAGCAGCUGUUGCAGGAAGAGCAGUCUGAGUGUAGCAGUGUCCACACUGCAGCCACUCCAGAAAGACGGGGCUCUCUGCCAGACACGGGCUGGAAACAUGAACGCAAGCUCUCCUCAGAGAGCCAGGUCUAAAUGCCCAUGCUCUCUCCCCUGCCUGCCUGUUCCUUCUCCUUUAUGAACUUAAUGGUCCUUGUGCUCAUUUGUACAGCAGGCCCCCUUCCUAUGUGCUCAUCCUCCUCCUCCUCCCACCCCAUAAUUGCUCCCAAGUCUUCCCUGGGAGCUGUUUGGCACCUGAGUCCAUAACUACCUGGGCACAAGAAAUGAUGGCACAUGUCGAGAUGUAGACCUGGAUUUUACCAUGAACUUCACCACUUGUACUUGGUCCUGGGCCCCCUGAAACUGGGCUCAGUAAUGAUUCCUCAUCAGUGUAGAGCUCCACCUCCCCUUCCCUUGGUGCCCUCACUGCCUGCCCCACAGCACUGAUGUAGAUGAUGGCAUAAGACUGCACCCUCCCCCAUCGCAGCUGGCAUGACAGCUUCUCCAAGAGAACUCGCCCACCAGGAGCUGGGACGGGGUCAUGGGUAAAGAGGGGGAUGAAAGGUAGAGGCUGAGAGAAGAAGGAAGAGUCAACCAGCCGGUCUGGGCAUCUGGGAAACCCACAGCCUCAAGUGUAUUGGUGACAGGGAAAAGCUUUUGGGGGCAGUUGGGCCUCAGUGUCCCGUCCAUUGCUGGCAGUGGAUGCUAUUCUUGUCCUAGGAGUCAGUGUUUCAUCAGCUGUAGAUACUGAUGAGAUGUGAGUGUGGCACAAGCUAUUGGAGAAUGCCUGGAGCUGUUGUCUAUCCUCAGAGGUCUGGGGCCCCUAAUACACAGCUACAGGCUGAUAGCAAUUCCCUCCUGGUGGCACCACUGGCCAGGACCUUCCUGAGUCUUUCACUCUAAGUAACCAGGUUGUGAGGCAGUGGCUUGGGUGACUGUUGGCUUUUGGGGCCAACUCAGACCGAGUCUUAAAUGUCUAAGCAAAGCUCUGCUUCAGCCAUACAGCAUCCCCCUUGAGCUUUAAUAUUCUUCCAUUCUCUCCCCCAUUCUCUGGGGUUCUGACGGAAGAGCCCCCAAAACGAUCUUUCAGAAAAGGACCAGAGGUUUUCAUCAAUGAUGAGGAAGAGCAAUUAAAGACUUGGGACACCUGGGUGUAAAGAGACGCAUGCAUGAGGUUGAACCUCCUGUGUUCCUUGUUGAGUGCUCAGGGAUCUAAGUCAGUGGACAGACAGCCUGUGGCUCUGGGCUGAAGUUCCUGUUCCAGCUGUCUUCUCAGCAAAGUGACCGACUUCCCAUGCUGAGAUGCAAUUACCUGGCUCACGUCGUCACACCAAGGCAUGUGUCAGGGAAAUUGAGAUUUUUUUUUUUUUCUGCCCUAAAACGUCUCCCUCGCUUUUUUUUUUUUUUUUUUUUUUUUUUCUCCUAAUGUUGGGAAAGGAGGUGUGGGGAGCUAGUUGGCUUUUUUUGACCUAGCCUUGUAGCACCAGCAAUAUCCAAAGUCUAGUGGUGAGAAGGGCUAAAUGAAGACGCAAAGGGGUAGGUGAGGAGUUGAAAGAUUAAAAAGAAAUAUGGAAGAAACCACCUUUUCCAGCCCAGGGCAAGAAUUCUUUCCAGGAAUUAAUUCUGUCCAGGAUUUAAUUUUAAUUAGCAGGAGAGGGUGACAGGGGCUGAGAAUGGAGGGGAGGGCUUCUAGGGGAAGUUUUCCUAAGUUGAAAGAGCUCCUGUGAUUAUUGGUAUUGAGAAAUCAACUCCAACUAUGUGGGUGAAAAGGGACAAGAGCCGAUGUUUGCCAGUCAGUUCUAAAAUGGCAAGAGAGAUGCCAAGCCCUGAGCCCUGUAGAAGGCUCCAGCUUGGGGCCUACCCUUAGAGCUAGACGAGGCCAAGAAGAUUUCUCCAGCGCACAAAGUGAGAAAGGUAAGGUGCCACUUCCAAGGGGAAAGGGGACAUUUCACACUUGAUGAGGCAGUGAAAGAAGGAGCACUUUGAGUCCUCAGAUUUGCCAUUGGGAUGGAGGAGAAAGUAGAAAAGUGACAUUUUCUUAAUGAGAGAGGGGGAAAGAUCUUAUUGCACUUGGGCUGUUCAGAAUGUAGAAAGGACAUAUUUGAGGAAAUACCUAUUUGAGCACUGAUUUACUCUGUAAAAAGCAAAAUCUCUCUAUCCUAAACUAAUGGAAGUGAUUCUCCUGCGCUCAUGUGUAAUGGUUUUAACGUUACUCACUGGAGAGAUUGGACUUUCUGGAGUUAUUUAACCACUAUGUUCAGUAUUUUAGGACUUUAUGAUAAUUUAAUAUAAAUUUAGCUUUUCUUAAUCACCUCGCCUGGCUUGGAGUCAUAACUAAUCCUGCACCUGCUGUUUGGCAGACCCAUGCUGUGUAAAACCCACUUGCAGCUAUCACCUCUAAGUCCCCAAGGGUGUGGGGACUCUGAAGAGCCAUAAAGGCUUUGAGGUUCCUGUGGAAGUUUCAGCUCAUCCUGAGAGGACAACUCGAGACCAGAGUUCAUUGACUUGGAAAACCCUCAUAUCCUCUGGAGGAGGGGUGACGGUUUCAUCUUGAAGACCGACUCUGGUUGGCAGUGUCUGCUUGAGGUCCAGUGUACCCUCACUGGGGGAAGUGUCAUCUCCUUUGGAGCCCGGAUGGCAAUGCCAUGGCACUUAUACCAUGUAUCUUCCAGUCUUUGAGGACUUCCGUGUCAGAGAAAUUGAGUUUGCUUUGCAGCAAUGUGCUGAAAGAUGGUGACAAGGAGGGCUGAUUCCACUCCCAAAUCUGUCACCAGCUCUGUUUGGUCUUUGUCAGCUUUCAUAGUUACUCUGAGAGUAGAUCAAAUGAUCACUAAGAUUUCAUUUAUUUUAAAAAGCUGUCUUCUCAUAGCUCAUCCACUACAUCUCAAGACUGGAAUGGGAGUUGUGGGGGUGGGAGGAAUCCCUUCUCCAGUGCUAUAGACAUGCUGUUCUUCAAGGAAAACAGGGAAUCAUGCUAGUUUCAAUACCAGAUAUAGAAGUUGAUGCCAAGUCUCAAUAAUUGAUUUUUUUAAAUCAUCACUGUCUGCUCCCAUUCAUUCAUCUCCUCCUAUGGACACCACCCAUCUACCCAUGCAUAAACAGGAAAGACACAGCUC
Lepus europaeus (European hare) is the source of this 9209-nucleotide messenger RNA. RefSeq names its product LDL receptor related protein 4 (gene LRP4). The record is from RefSeq and is a predicted model, not a curated record. Bases 1 to 6189 code for a protein of 2062 amino acids. The transcript has 39 exons. Gene Ontology annotation, molecular function: protein binding; calcium ion binding. Lineage: Eukaryota; Metazoa; Chordata; Mammalia; Lagomorpha; Leporidae.